AUGAUUGCCAAGGUGCCUACCCCUGAGCCCGAAGUUGCCAAUGGCAAGGGCAAUGGUCCCCUGUACCCAGACUACUUGCCGCAUUAUGAUCCCCUAGAGCAGGUUGUGCCAGUUGGACCUUUCGAACAUGAAGAUCCCGGCCACCGAGCUGAUCCAGCUCUGCCAAAUCUUCUUAAGAACGCCACAAAGGUUUCCGAUUUGAGCCCACACUGCGGUACAGAACUCCUAGGUGUUCAGCUGUCGGAACUUUCGAAUGCUGGUCUCGAUGAGUUGGCUCUUCUUUGCGCCAAGCGCGGAUGCUUGGUCUUCCGUAAUCAGGACUUCACAAACUUGGGAUUCGAGAAGCAAAAGCAAAUUGCAUCUUACUUUGGACCCCUACACAAGCAUGGCUGGAUGCCUCACCCUAAGAAUGGACCAGAAGAGUUUGUUAUUGUCUAUGACUCAAAAGAUGAUUUGAGAAUUCGGAAGUCAUGGGCACGGAAGAGCCCAAUCCAGUUUCACGUGGACCAAUCUCCGGAGACACAACCACCAGGUGCUACAUUUUUCUGCAUGCUGGAGUCACCAACAGGCCCUGGCGGAGACACAAUUAUCUCUAGCAUGACCCGCGCGUUCCAGCGUCUCUCUCCCUCUUUCCGCAAACGACUUGAGGGUCUGAGAGCUGUACACACUACAGCCAAGCCUAUGGAGCGGGAGCUUCGUGAUAACGGUGCGAAUGCCAACCUGCGCCGGGGUAUCACAAAGUCGAUUCACCCCGUCGUAACCGUCCACCCUGUCACAAAGGAGAAGGCCCUGUUCGUCAACUCGUCUUACACCCAAAGCAUUGUUGGAUGGGAUGAUGAUGAGUCCGAUUAUAUGCUUAAAUUCCUUUUCGACCAUAUCAACAGGGGCCAGGAUUUCUGCUGCCGAGUGCGCUAUGAGCCUGGCACCGUCGUGAUCUGGGACCAGAGAGUGACACAACACUCGCAGACUCUGGAUUAUGCACCUGGAGAUCGACGACAUGCAUUCCGCCUGACACCUCUGGCCAAUAUACCAAUUCCAAGCCUGAUCGAGGAGGAUGAUGGUGAAUGCGCGAAGGACGAGGGUCGUGUCAUGUUAAACCUGUGCUAA
Phaeoacremonium minimum UCRPA7 is the source of this 1107-nucleotide messenger RNA. Its product is annotated as putative alpha-ketoglutarate-dependent taurine dioxygenase protein. The transcript has 7 exons. Bases 1 to 1107 code for a protein of 368 amino acids. Gene Ontology annotation, molecular function: 2-oxoglutarate-dependent dioxygenase activity. The record is from RefSeq and is a predicted model, not a curated record. Gene Ontology annotation, cellular component: cytoplasm. NCBI's taxonomy places the organism in Eukaryota, Fungi, Ascomycota, Sordariomycetes, Togniniales, Togniniaceae.